AUGACGAUUAGAGCCUCAGAAGUCUGGGUGAAAAUAAAUUGCUCUAUAGAUUGGCUGAUGGUCACAGUCUGUCCAGUUGCAGACAACUAUACUUACGUAUUUGCUGAUGAAUUAUUUCUAGGGCUGGGCUGCCCUCCCACCUGGAUACAAACCUAUGCAUAUGAUUUCGUGUACAGAGUUAAUGACUGUGGCAUUAGGACAAUGGUUCUUUCAAAAGAUACUGUCAUGUUUCAGUCGGAGAUAAAGUUCAUUCCAAGGAAUAAACAACAUGCCUGUCAGAUAAUACCUCUGGAAUGUUUGCCCUCUCGAAAAUCGCCGUGGCUGAAACCAGUUUCUACUGAGGAUGAAAUAAAAGUGGAUCCCAGCCCAUUUAGUGCUGAUUUUAUGAUAACGCCGGAAGAGCUAGGCUUAUUAGCUUUUCAAAACGGCUUUCAAAACGGCUCCUCCUCCUCCUCCUCAGGGACCUGGAAACUAGGAAAGGAGGAAAAGAGUGAAUAUAAAUCUCUGCCUCAGUAUCUGAUUUCUAGAAAGUCUUAA
Molecule: messenger RNA, 537 nt
Organism: Elephantulus edwardii (Cape elephant shrew)
Lineage: Eukaryota; Metazoa; Chordata; Mammalia; Macroscelidea; Macroscelididae
Gene: OOSP2
Product: oocyte secreted protein 2
Exons: 5
Coding region: 1-537 (178 amino acids)
Source: RefSeq, a predicted model, not a curated record